GUCAUAACUUACACCCAAAAAAUGCCGUUCGAAUUCUGCGUCUUGCUCUCAACAGGUACAAGUGGCUCAACACCAUGCUCUCUGUUCAUUAAUUCCCACUCUGCACGAAACGCAUACAAAUAGUUCAAAAACCCCUCAAAACCGUCCAGAAUCUGUCGAGAUCAGACCAACCGCUUGCCACCCUCACAACAACGCGAGGCAGUGAUCGCCCUGUUGCAUACCGUUGUCUCAAAUUUCGCUUUGAAGAAUCAGGAGGAAUUCCUCGGUAUUCAGCAUGAGUAGAAAUAUUCUCAGAAUGGAUGGAGAGGCGGAGACAAAGGCGAGUGGCAGUCGUCGUCUGCGGAACGGAAGGACAAGGAGCAGCGAGAUUGGGGAGAAAACAAUAGCUCAGGAAUCGACGCCCGAGGCUUUGAUAGCGGAAAAACGAGCCCAGCUAGAGCGCGUGUACGACAGACAUGAUACUAUGGUCAGAGAAUUAUUUCAUAUGGAAAACUUUCGUGUGAUGACGACAUAUGACCCAGCGGAAGCAAAACGGGAUGACUCGUCCAUUUUCCGAGAGUUUAAGUCCCGUUACGACCUCCUCGAAAAGAUUCCUAACACUUCAUCUGGCCUGCAGAGAAGAACUCGAAGCACGCAGAGCGACAGAUCCUCUUUUUUUGGUCCUUCCAUCUCAGCCCCCCUUCCAAAACGUAGAAAAAUUGUAGCGGCGGAUACUGCAGGGAUAUGGAAUAUCAUCACGUCUGCUAAGAUCAAAGGGAAGGAAAAAGCAAAUGAAGAUGCCGUCACCGAACCAGUUGAGGCUUCAGAGUCAAUCUCCGUUAGCAAGAAGUUUUCGCGAGGGAAGAGGAAGAGCAGCACCGCGGUGGAUUCCAUAAGGACGACAGGCUCCGGUGUUGCCAUCCCUUCUGAUGGAAAUACUGGUGCGACACGAAAGCGCCGGAAGGGUGAAGUGGGUCCUACGAUGGAAAAUAAUACGCAUGAUCCUGGUGGCCUCGCACCUAUCCUCAAUCCACCAUCUACUUUUCCCAGGAAUCACAUUCCGCCCCCUAGUCAAACAUUGACGACAUCACCUUCUAAUAUCAAAAGAAUCAAACUCAUUGUGCGAAAACCGCCGCCACUGCUUUCAAAUCCACGUCAACGACCUCCUCCCCCGAAGUUCAACAAUUCUCUUGCCAGAGUCGUAUCAUCGUUCUCUUAUUGGGAAGAAGUAGGAAUAGAUGCUGAAAGCUUGGAUCGUCGAGCUCGUGAAGAGGCCACGCUACUAGAGCGAGCUGCCAGACUUCGUCGAAUGGGGCGAUUCCAGCUGGAUAUCGCUGAACUUGGGCCGGAUAUCAAUUGUGAUCCUCAUAGAACUGGAUAUCAAGGGAGGCAAUCGAAGGACGUUUGGGAAUACCUCCUUGAGGAUGUCGCCCGAUACAACCGCAUCAGGAGGAAACGACCGUCAGGCCAAGCCAUUGCCAACCAAGUAGCGUCCAAGAUCCGCAGUUACUGGGAAUUGCAAGCUACCAAACAGGAUAAGGCAAAAGCUCAGGAAGAGAAACGGUUGAGAUCACUGGCCAAAGCAACUAUCAAGAUGGUCACUUCGGAAUGGCGGAAGGCGGUCUUUCAUAUACGCGAACAAGAAAGGUUGAAAUUAGAAGCUGAGGAAGUGAGAAGAGGCCAUGAACAUCUAGACGCUAUCCUUAACCAGUCAGGUCAAAUUCUUGAAACACAACAGGUCGAGUUGUCUAGACAUGAUUUGUCACGCUCCUCGAGCCAUUCCCGGAGUGCUUCCGCCUCACUUUUAUACCCUAUGGAGUCCGAGGAUGAAGAUAGUGAUGAGGAAGAACAUGACAGUAACGAUAGCGAGGAAGAUGGUAGUGCAGGCGGAGGUGAUGGAUUGCAAGAACAAGGUGAUAAUGUUGAUAUUGAUCUCUCGGCCUUGUACGAAGGUUUCAACGACGAUCAAGGCAGAUCCAGUCGCUCGCCAGCAAUGUCUGCGUCAGGACCUUCGCGUCAUACAAGUCCAAUCCGCUCACGUUCAAUGUCCACGACUUCCCUACGUUCACAGCCACAUGAGUUGUCUGCGCAAGAAGACACGAUUUUGCUCGCCAGCUCCCCGAUACCUGGUCCAAUGAAUGCGAAUUUGAAUACCGCCGACCUAAAACACGAUACUCGCACACCUCUGUCUCAUAGUCCCAGCCCCCCCUCCGAUGCUGUAGUCACACCACCUAAUGAUGUUCCCGUUAUACAAUAUGCCAAGGAGUCUUCAGCACUGUAUUCCUCAACAAGCGACGAAUCUGUGACAAUCGAACCCUUUGUCAUUCCUGAUAAACCAUCUAUGAAUGAUACCUCCAGAAAACCGCCGAAUGAUGACGUCCCGAUUGUGGAUGUUCCCCUCAAAGGUCAGCAAUCUAGAGCAGAAGAAGAAUCUGGACCCAAGGAUCCCACUGUUUCUAACGUCCGGGAUGAAACCGCACAACACAACGAAAGUGAAGAGGAGGCAGAAGACGAGAUACCAGAAUAUCUAAAACCUUACUCGGUCGCCCCUGUCAGGUGGGAUCCUUCCAGUAAAAUUACUCAGCCACUACUUCUGCGGGGUGUCCUACGUCCCUACCAGUUUUCGGGCUUGGAGUGGCUCGCGUCUCUUCACACGAACAAUCUUAACGGGAUAUUGGCGGAUGAAAUGGGUUUGGGGAAAACUAUCCAAACUAUCGCUUUAUUGGCUCACCUCGCCUGUAAUGGGGGAAUCUGGGGUCCUCAUCUCAUUAUCGUCCCGACCAGUGUCAUUCUCAAUUGGGAGAUGGAGUUCAAGAAAUUUCUUCCCGGUUUCAAAGUCUUGAGUUACCAUGGGACCACCAAGCGUCGAAAGGAGCUCAGACAAGGCUGGAGCGAGAAACAUCAUUUUAAUGUGUGUAUUACAUCGUACACUUUGGCGAGUCGGGAUGCGCAUAUUUUCAAACGGAAACCGUGGUACUACAUGAUUUUGGAUGAAGCACAUAUGAUAAAGAAUUUUAAGUCGCAAAGAUGGAAUAUCCUCCUGAUGUUUCGCUCUUUUCGGCGCCUUCUUUUGACCGGAACUCCUCUGCAAAACAACCUUACGGAGCUAUGGGCCCUCUUGCAAUUCUUGAUGUCGGGAGCGAACUUUGCUAAUCUGAAGGAGUUUGGGGAGUGGUUCUCUAAUCCUCUGGAGAAGGCCAUCGAGAUGGGAAACGUAUUGGAUGAUGAAACUUUGCAACGGGUUAGCAAGUUGCAUACAGUGCUUCGACCAUAUCUCUUGCGACGGCUCAAACGCGAUGUCGAGAAGGAGCUCCCGAGCAAGUAUGAGCAUCUUAUGCUGUGUCCCUUGUCGAAACGCCAGCGGUAUCUCUACGACGAGUUCAUGUCUCGUGCGCAGACACAAGAUGCAUUGCAAUCUGGUGUCUAUCAAAAAAUCGCUAACAUUCUCAUGCAGCUGCGCAAGGUGUGCAACCACCCAGAUCUUUUCGAAGUCCGACCUAUCGUGACUUCUUUCACGAUGGAACGUUCCGCAAUCACGGAUUUUGAGAUCAAAGAGCUACUAGUACGACGUCGACUACUUGAGGAAGAACCAGGCUUGAACAUGGAUUUCCUCGGACUUCAGUUCGUUGGCCAGCAGGAAACGUCGUUGAUGUCUGCCAUCGAGACACGACGAUUAGACGCAUCUUCCCUAUUCCCCUCUGAUCCCGAAUUCAUGUCAAUUCCUCCUCCUCCCAAAGAUACCCGGACCAUCGUUGGCUUCCGCGCCUAUGAUCGAUGGCAGCGUCGUGUUCGCGAACUGUCCUACUGGGAGCACCUUUCCUACGUUAACGAAAAGCGCUGCUCCCGAACACCGAUAUACAGCUCUGAGAUGGUCACCGUUGUUCGUCGAUUGUCGAAACCUCUCGUCCCGUUGACUGCUCUGGAUCUUCGCCUGUGUUACAUGAAUACCGUUCAAAAUAUCAACGGGGCAGUUCGGUCGUAUGUCGAACGAGCUGAGCAGAUGGCUAGUGUUGUGGACCGUUUCGCGUUUAUCACACCCACAGUUGUUGCCCGAGACCUUCCUCGGAUUGCGUUAUCUGGGCACGAGGACGUGGUACAGGAACAGCCUAUCGGAUUCGAUGAUGUCUUGCAUCGGGCAGCUGUCAAGUUGCAGAUCGCCUUUCCAGACCCUUUGCUGUUACAGUUUGACUGUGGAAAGCUUCAAACCCUUGCAGAACUAUUACGGGAGAAAAAGGCCGGCGGUCACCGAGUGUUGAUAUUCACUCAGAUGACGCGCAUUUUGGAUAUUCUUGAAACUUUUCUAAAUUUCCACGGCUAUCUCUAUCUACGACUAGACGGCGCGACAAAAAUCGAGGACAGACAGUAUAUUACGGAACGAUUCAACGCGGAUGCUCGAGUGUUCUGCUUCAUUUCGUCUUCACGAUCCGGUGGUGUCGGUAUCAAUCUUACUGGUGCGGAUACUGUUGUUUUCUAUGACAGUGACUUUAACCCGCAGAUGGAUCGUCAAUGUGAAGACAGAGCACACCGAAUCGGACAAAUCCGUGAUGUCCAUAUCUACCGUUUUGUAUCGCAACAUUCAGUUGAAGAGGCCAUGCUACGAAAGGCGAACCAGAAACGUUCGUUGGACGAUCUUGUUAUCCAGAGGGGAGAAUUUGACUGGCGAUCUCUCUUCGACAAUGAGACUGCAAUUACUAGGGCACUUGGCGAGUUUGAUGACACUGAGGAUGCUCGCGCAGCAGAGCUGGCGGCUCAAGAGGCGGUGUCACUGGAAGGUGCGGACAAAGUUGAUUUCGGAGUAGACGGGGAAGGUCUAGGGGAGGCGUAUCCGGGAGAACAUCGUACUCAGGUCCCGGAACAUUUGGGGUCGUCGGGAAAGCAGGAUGCAGAGGCUGACGUUGAGGAUGAACCCGAGGGAGAAGACGAUGGCGGGACGGUGGUAGAAUACAUGCUUGCCUCUGUUAAGCGUGACUAUGAGUUUUUCCAGGACUGGCGUGUGUAGUCGUAUUUUUAUUGAUUUCUCUUCUUCGGAUUCCUGUAGGCAAAAAGUGCCAUUGUUUCUUCGUAAUCUAGUCAUGUAUCCCUGUGUUGACCGCUGUACG
This is a messenger RNA of Marasmius oreades (fairy-ring Marasmius), 5078 nucleotides long. RefSeq lists its product as uncharacterized. Bases 275 to 4978 code for a protein of 1567 amino acids. Gene Ontology annotation, molecular function: ATP hydrolysis activity; ATP-dependent chromatin remodeler activity; ATP binding. The record is from RefSeq and is a predicted model, not a curated record. NCBI's taxonomy places the organism in Eukaryota, Fungi, Basidiomycota, Agaricomycetes, Agaricales, Marasmiaceae. The transcript has 10 exons. Gene Ontology annotation, cellular component: Swr1 complex.